AUGGCGUCUCACAAUGGUCCGACGAGUGCCGGGUUGGGGCCACUUGAUGUGAACCGCCGCCGGCCUGCAACUCAAGAGGGCGAACAAUCUACGGCUCAAGACAUGCUCGAAGGUGGAGGUCGCUUCCCAUCAAGCUCCGCCCUCAAACAACCGUCGCUGCUCAGUGGCCCUGGUCGAGGCCAACAAAAUGGGUCCACCCCAAGAAUAAUACCUCAAGAUGCGGAAGACUAUUUGACGGCGAGGCCAGUUGCUUUAUUGCAACGCACCAAGAGCGAUCUCGGGCCUCGACGCAAGGAGGGACUUCAAAAAGUUGCGGCAGAGGACAAGCUGGCACACAUUCGACAUGGUUGGGACGAUGAGUACACGUCGAACGAAUACCUGUCACUAUUACACUCGACAUUUUACAUGUACUACACGGAAAAGCGGCACGAAAGCAACGGCUCGUUGUCUGAGGAAUCUAAACAGUUUCCCAGCGUGGACUGGCGCAUGAAAGAUCGGAUGAAGACUGUGUCUGCGGCAUUGGCCAUCUGUCUCAAUAUCGGUGUGGACCCUCCCGAUGUGAUCAAGACGAAUCCCACUGCGAAGCUCGAAGCGUGGGUUGACCCGACGGCAAGCAGUGGUGGUACGACAAAGACGAUGGAGCAAAUUGGUAAACGCCUGCAGGAGCAAUACGAGUCGUUGAGUCUGCGGACAAGAUACAAGCAGUAUCUCGAUCCGUCAAUCGACGAAACGAAACGGUUUUGCAUCUCAUUGCGUCGUAACGCGAAGGAUGAGAGGGUGCUUUUUCACUACAAUGGCCAUGGUGUACCUCUGCCCACCCCGUCUGGGGAGAUCUGGGUCUUCAACAAGAAUUACACUCAAUAUAUACCGGUGGGACUUUACGACCUGCAGUUGUGGCUUGGGGGGCCCAGUCUUUUUGUUUACGACGUCUCCCAUGCUGGCAAUAUUGUCUACAACUUCGACACAUUCCUCGCCAAGCACGAAAAGGAGAAUGAGGAGCUCAAGAAAAGAGAUCCAAAUGCACCUGUUCAGAACUACGGGGACUGCAUUCAGUUGGCGGCUUGCGGGAGAACCGAGAUGUUGCCUACGAACCCAGAACUCCCCGCCGAUCUUUUCACAUGUUGCCUGACGACGCCGAUAGACAUAGCACUGAGAUACUUUGUGUUGCAAAAUCCGCUUCCCAACGGACCUGCCAUCGAAGAUGGGAAGAUACCUGUCCCAGGCCGCUUACAGGACAGACGGAGUCCUUUGGGGGAGCUCAACUGGAUUUUCACAGCCAUCACUGACACUAUCGCUUGGAACAUCCUACCGCGACAUUUGUUCAAAAAGCUUUUCCGCCAAGAUCUUAUGGUCGCAGCACUGUUCCGCAAUUUCCUGUUGAGCGAGCGUAUCAUGAGGGCAAAUCAUUGUCACCCUAUAUCAUCGCCAGCUUUGCCAGAAACACAUCGACAUCCUCUUUGGCAGAGUUGGGAUCUUGCCAUGGAAAUGGUGUUGGCACAGCUACCUAUGCUUCGAGAAGCUGAAGAGGGGAAACGGGUCUACGAAUAUCAACACUCGACGUUCUUUUCGGAACAGCUGACAGCCUUCGAGGUGUAUCUCAGCUCUGGUCCAACCAAAGAUCGUGCCCCUGACCAACUGCCGAUCGUUCUCCAAGUCCUCCUCAGCCAAGUGCAUCGACUUCGUGCUUUGAUUCUGCUCAGCAAAUUCCUGGACCUCGGACCGUGGGCUGUUCACCUAGCUUUGAGUAUUGGAAUCUUCCCUUAUGUAGUGAAGCUUCUCCAAGCAGCCUCUUUAGAGCUCAAGCCGGUGAUGGUCUUCAUUUGGGCUAGAAUCAUGGCGGUUGACUAUACGGUGCAGAAUGAUUUGCUCAAGGAUAACGGCAUCCACUAUUUUAUUUCCAUCAUGAACCCCCGUUCAGAUAUUCCCGUCGGCAACGCCAGCGAACAUCGAGCCAUGUGUGCCUUUAUCGUGGCCACGUUCUGCAAGAGAUAUCCUCCAGGCCAGACAGUCUGCCUGUUACCUGAACUUUUCAGUGCCUGUUUACUCAAUAUGGCAGAGCCUGAAAACCCCUUGCUACGACAGUGGUCUUGUUUGUGCCUCAGCAUGCUGUGGUGCGACUAUGCUGAUGCGAAAUGGAUGGGCAUUCGCUGCAUGGCUCAUGCCAGACUCUGCGAACUGUCACUUGAUCCCGUUCCAGAAGUUCGAGCCGCCAUGCUCCAUGCGCUUACCAACUUCCUCGGCAUUCCUGAUCUAACUGAUCAGGUGUCUCAGAUUGAAGAAGGUAUUGCCUCUUCUGUUCUUUUUAUGACAUCUGAUGGUAGCACAUUGGUGAGGAAAGAGCUGGUUGUCUUCCUAUCCCACUUUGUGAAGCGGUACGAGAACAAAUUUAUCGUCGUUGCGUACGAGCAGCUCGUGGAAGAAAGGGACAGACACCCAUUCAAGCAGUCCGAGUCGAGCAGCUUUGAAGCUGGUGAUUCUCUCAAGUGGAUGCCGAUCUCGGCAAACACAAUUUAUGGUUCGAUCUGGGUUCAAAUUUUGAUGCUGUCUGUCGAUCCUCACCCAGAAAUUGCGCGGAAUGCCUCAAUCAUUGUCGACCAUGUGCACGAUACCUUGAUCAACUCUCCCAUGAGUCACAUGGCGAUAGCCGUUAUUGACGACCUGUUGCGAUUCUCGAAGAGGGACGAGUGCCAGCUCAAGAAAGUUUCGUCCCGGGAUUCGCUCCGGGCGAUCGAGAAACAGCCGGGCACUCCUCCUCCCACAUUGCCAAAACAGCAGAGCUAUCUGUCACUAAGCCUGAAGAGAGCAGGCAGCUCGCUCCGCAACCUCGCCUUUGGUACUGGUCCUUCAAACCCUUCAGCUUCUUCAAGGGAAAACAGUCCUCAAACAUCUCCCACUAAAACAAGGGAACUCGUUCAACCUGUCAAUACUCCUCGAAGUCGUCUUCCGCCUGAAUGGAGCCGUCCACCAGAAACAACUGAUACGAGGAGCGCCCCUGGAUCGUAUCACUCGGCCGUUCUGCCCACUUCGGCGGGCUUCGUUUCGCUAGAUCCGAAAAAGCGACCGGUCUUCCCGCUCCAGAGUACUUUGCUAGACUGGUCAACCGAAUAUUUCCGUGAACCGCAAAUGAGACCCAAUGAUCCCGACGAGCCCGGCUCGGCUGACUACAAUUCCAGACUAUGGCGGCGCAACCGCAACGAAAAGAUUAUUGCCGACAAUCAACCACUAAAAGGCAUAGCAGGAAGCUCCAAAUGGACUCGCUACGAAGGUUUCCUCAACAACCAGAGCCAGCCCAUGAAGCUGACGUUCCAUCAAUUUGAUAACCACCUUGCCGUCACCGACGACAAGGAUACCGUCACUAUCUGGGAUUUUCAGAAUAAUGAACAAUUGAGUCGGUUCAGCAACGGGAAUCCCACGGGGAGCAGAAUCAAUGAUGCCAAAUUCUUGAACGAGGAUGAUCAGCCUCUCCUGAUGGUAGGUAGUUCCGACGGUGUUAUCAAGGUAUACCGCAACUACCAUAGUUCAGCGGACGUCAAGGUGAUAACUGCAUUCCGGGCGUUGACGGAGCUGAUCCCUAGCAACAAGAACGCUGGAUUGGUCUUUGACUGGCAGCAAGGGCAAGGCAAAGCCCUCGUGGCGGGAGACGUAAAAGUCAUCAAAGUGUGGAAUGCGGCGACGGAGCUUUGCGUUGGGGACAUUCCGGCACGCAGUUCUAGCUGUGUGACCAGCCUGACUAGUGAUCAGGUGGCGGGACAGAUCUUCAUUGCGGGUUUUGGAGACGGCGUGAUCCGCGUGUUUGACCAGCGACUCAACCCUCGGACAUCGAUGGUCAAGCUCUGGCGCGAGCAUAGACAGUGGAUAACGAAUAUUCACAUGCAGCGUGGUGGCGUGAGGGAACUCAUCUCUGGAAGCAGGAACGGGGAGGUGAAAUUGUGGGACCUGCGGAAUGAUAAGGCCGUUCUGACGUUGAACGCUACUUCAUCAGCCCCAUCGCCUUUAAAGCCCGAACAUGGCAAAGAUGGGACGAGUACUGUUGGAACUAGCAGCUCCACAGCGUCCACGGCGGCAGGCUCGACGACACUCCUACGCAGCCUCUCCGUACAUGAGCACGCUCCAGUCUUCGCCGUGGGUACCGACAAACACGAAGUGAGAUCGUUCAACACAAAUGGAGAUACAUUGGGUAUUUUUGAACCUUCGAGCAGUCGAAUGGCGCAUGUCGUCGGUGGCAGUCUUGCAGGCAGGGGGCAUCAGGCUCCAAUAGUGGCAACGGCAUACCAUCCCCAUCGCAUGUUGCUGGCGUGUGCGGCGUUAGGAGACGGGCACGUUAGUUUGGUGACUUACUGA
This is a messenger RNA of Cladophialophora bantiana CBS 173.52, 4341 nucleotides long. RefSeq lists its product as uncharacterized. Gene Ontology annotation, biological process: positive regulation of cell growth; regulation of autophagy; cellular response to starvation. The record is from RefSeq and is a predicted model, not a curated record. The transcript has a single exon. Bases 1 to 4341 code for a protein of 1446 amino acids. Gene Ontology annotation, molecular function: protein-macromolecule adaptor activity; protein binding. Lineage: Eukaryota; Fungi; Ascomycota; Eurotiomycetes; Chaetothyriales; Herpotrichiellaceae. Gene Ontology annotation, cellular component: cytoplasm; TORC1 complex.